Messenger RNA from Ooceraea biroi (clonal raider ant), 6327 nucleotides. RefSeq lists its product as uncharacterized. The record is from RefSeq and is a predicted model, not a curated record. NCBI's taxonomy places the organism in Eukaryota, Metazoa, Arthropoda, Insecta, Hymenoptera, Formicidae.
GUGCCACAAGCGGAGGAGCGAGCGCCGACCAGGGCGGGGAGUGAGGCGCGCGGCGGUCAACCGUGACGCCAUGCCGAGCCGCCAUAUUGCUGCCACCGUUCCCGCCAUCGCCGAGUGUCCAGGCUGCGAGGAGAUGCAUCAACGGUGAGUCCGCGAUACGAGGAACGCGGCACCGAGUAACGGAAAAUAGAGCGGGACGCGUGUUUGUCGGUUCGAGCGAGGCCUUUGGAGGGCCGCAUAACAACAACAGCCGUGACUUCGAGGAGCACGAGCAAUAUCUGCACCUUCCGCGUGGUGCCGAUAUAUCUAUUUAUUCCGUUGACUGUGAUAUUAUAUGUUAUUUAUUUUAUAGGUGUUUUACUCUUUUACGUUUUAUACUCUUUUACGUUUUACUCUUUGUACAUAUUUUAUAUUUUAUACCGCGCUUUCUGAUCACGUCGUCGCCGGCACUACGCGGAGGUUUCCUCGCUCGAGCCGGCAAACACAGUAUUCGGUAUACAGGAGUGACGUCCCCGCGCUCACGUCAAUAUUCCUCGUGGCACCGGCAAUUAACAAAAUAUUCUCGCGCGAGCCGGAUAGCACACGAGGAGUUGACGUGUUUGCUCGGUGCCGCUCAGUCGCGGAUCACUCGGGCGGCCUAGAGCGAUAUACCUGUGAGAACUCUGAAACUCGAAAAUUCCCUAGGCCGCCUACCGUAAGGGCAGUGCCACUUAAAGUCGCGUUCACAGGAUUUGUCUAUACAUGUAUUAUUUAUUGAUUGUACGCUUUUAAACCGUGUGUCGUCAUAUUUAUUUUUAUUUUUAUUUACGUUUUAAUUACAUAUUUUUAUACUCUGACACAGUAUCUUGGUACUCUGUCUUUUAAUUUAUUGAUAACUUUUAUUUAUUCUUUGUACAUAUUCUUUCAUUUUAUACUGCUGUGAGCGCCUUUUACUACAUAAUUUAUUCUCAUUGUUAUUUAUACGAAAGAGGUGGUACUGCCCUUAAUCGCGCAAAUAUGGAUGCUCCCCUCGAGGUGGUCCUCGCUUACCCCAUCGAAAGCAGAGUAGUCUGUCCGCGCUGCUGGGGAAGCGGGGAACUAGGUGUGAGGACACGAGGCGACUUCUGCGACCCGCCGCACUUAGCGAAGCAUCAGAAGGCGAAGCAUCCCGGUGACACUAUCACGUACAAGUGCAGCCUGUGCGAAUUCAGGGGGUCUGGCCGCUACCCGCUGAAAGCGGUAAAAGCGCACUAUGACAAAGAGCACGGCGGCCACCGGGAUGAGUCGCCUGCCACAGUGGCGGGCGCGGAUGCUGGUCGAGCGCAAAAUAGCGGUAGAUCGCGCGUCGGGAGCGCUUCCAACGCGGGUGUGCGGACUCGUGCGGCGGCCCUGCCGGGUACGAGUAGUGUAGGGGCUGCCGAUUCGCGGCGACUCAGGCGCAACCUCCCCGCGGCCACUCCGUCGCCGCAACAUGCACCCCUAGCGGCGACAACAACAGCUUCCACGACUUCAGGGAGGUCCCCCUCGUACGCGGCCGUGACAGCGGGUCCCUCCACCCGACCAGUGAGAGCUCCGUCGCUGACCGCCGGCGCGGGUGGCGCGGCGGUCGCGGCGACGAGGACGACGACAGCGAGGAGGAGCAGCACGGCCGUAAGGAGAGGCGCCAUCGGGACGGCCGCCACAGCGGCGACAGGGGCCACGCCGCCCAUCGCCGGUAUCGCCGGGGGCUCCAGUGAUGCAAGUUCAGCGGAGAGAAGGAGACCCUGGAGACCCCCGGUGCCUGUGCCCGUGUGUUCGGCUUGCGGAGUGCCGACACGGCCCUCGGGUACUCCGCCGCAGCCGAAUCCGCUCCGUGUCACCAGGUCGGCGCGCGUUCCCCCGCAUAAACCGUCGAACACCAGCAGCGGGGGAACGGGAGGCGCGCCGUCCGUGAAGAGGAGGCAGAAGGGUGCGGCUAGGCCGGUGCACGUUUCCCCCCGCUCUCCGCAGACCAUCGCGGAGAGCCAGCAGACGAUCGGCACAUCACGGGGGGGAAACAGAAGCGGAGGGUCGCCCCCAGCAGCAGCAACGACGUCAGCUGCCGCCCUUGUGGGGGCGCCCAGUGCACCGGUCGCGAAGAGCACCCCGGAGCGGACCGUCGCGUCGCGGGGGACCGCGAAGAGGUCCACCAGGUCCCCGCCGGCCAUCACCAUCGCUGCGGCGGCGGCCGGUGUUGCGACGCGGCGGCACGCGCGGCGGAAGGCGUCGCAGUUCGGAGUCGAGCCCGGAGGCGUCUGGCGGCGGGGUUUCAGGACACCUACCCCGCCGUCUUCCCCGGAGGGCUUCUCCGAGGUGCAGGUGGCGGGUGUCUUGGGUCGGAGGAGCGCAACUCCGACGGCCCGGGCGCCCACACCUGCGGUCCCCGCGCAGCUGAGCACGACCACCACGCGCAGCACGCGAGCGGGGACCCGGGCGGCCACGUCAUCGGCCGCCGCUGCGACGUCUUCGCCGGCGACACUCGUCACGUGCACGGUGACCACCUCCGUCUGCGGGGCGCCCGUGAUGUCGACGGGCGUCCCCUCUGCGGCCCUCCGGCCGGUGCCUCGGCUGGAGGGGCUGCAGCCGGAGGAACAUCGGCCCACAACACCACCAGUGGGCCGUCAGCACCAAUCGCCACCAACAUCGGCAGCAUUAGAGUGCAGCGGAGGCUCACCGGCACUGGCGAGUUCUGGGCGGCGGGUGGACGCCCUGUCCAUCACACCGGAACGAGAGGAGGAGCGGCGGUCUUCGGUGGCGCGACGGAGCAUGGAGGGGGACGGGGUGGAGCCGUGGGUGGUGAGCCUGGGGCGAGGAGCGAGGAGGCGCCUCGGAACGGGGUCCCUGGCGUCGACACCGUCUUCGACGCCGACCAGGGGCUCCCCGGUGGGGCUGCGUACGUCGCCGAGUCCUCCACCUAACACGCCGGCGAGUUUCCCACCGCUGCCUUCAGCGGCGGUGGACGUUUCAUCUCCUGUGGCCCCUCCAACUUUGGAGGUGGCCACUAUAAACAUAGUUGAUGGGGAGGCGCGUCGGGGGUCCGCAUCGUCGGGGGACCGCGCGGCCGUGGCGGAGCCUGCACAGGUGAGUGCUGCGAACUCUGACAUAGCACCACCAGCCGCUCCCGUGGAUGUCCGCGGAGUAAUGGGGCGUCGACUGGGGGGGACCGCGUCUGUCGUGGGCGCUCGUAAUGACGGCGAGCGCUGUCUGGCGGGUCGGGGCCGGGAGCCCCGGCGAGGUCACCCGCGACGCGUGGAGGCGCGGCCGGGGGGGCCGUUGCGCGCGGCCGUGCCUGCGCCCGAACCCGCUCAAGGGCGGCGUAGGGAGCGGAACUUGGCCGCGCGCGACGAGCUCGCCCGGCUGGCCGAAGCCGUCGUUGCGCCCGCUGACCUCGAGGACUUGGCGGUGCGAGCUGCCGAGUUCUUCGGGCGAGGCGUGGCGAGCGUGGCCGCCGCCGGGGCAACCGGCGCCACUGAUCGCCCGGGACGGUCGGGGGAGGCCGCUGCGGAUUUCCGGGGGGGGACGGCGGCCGCCCGUGCGCGGGACGACGUCGGGGCGCGGAGGGGACCGGCACCGGCCGGUCCUCGUAACCCACAGGGAGAAGGACGGGGGGACCGGACACGCGAAGCGGCGCGGAUACAGGCGCUGUUCAGGAGGAACCGCCGCAAGGCUGUCAGAGAAGUUGUUCAGGGACCGGCCGACUUUUGCCAGGUGCAGGGUCGGACGGUUCAGGAGCACUUCGAACGACUAUACGGCGGCGGGGAGCGACUGGACGGCCUGCCCGCCGUGGAACCUGUUGACCACUCGAGGCCGGAGGACGUCGCGCUCCUUAUGGCUCCCUUCACGGAGGGAGAGGUGGACCGUCGGCUCAGGCGCAUGACGAACUCUGCGCCUGGUCCCGACGGGAUCGCCUACAAUGAUCUCCGUGCGGCGGAUCCCGGAGCGCGGCUCCUCACAGCGCUGUUCAACGCGUGCUAUCGCCUCGAGGCGGUUCCACCGUCCUGGAAGACCUCCAACACGGUAUUGGUGUACAAGAAGGGCGAUCGGGACUCGUUGGAGAGCUGGCGUCCUCUCGCGCUGGGCGACACAAUGCCGAAACUCUUCGCUGCUGUGGCGGCCGACCGCUUGACCGACUGGGUGAUCGCGAACGACAAGCUAUGCCGGGCUCAGAAGGGUUUCCUGAGGGACGAGGGAUGCUACGAGCACAACUUCGUCCUGCAGGAGAUCCUGACCGACGCCCGAAGGACUCGCCGACACGCGGUGGUGGCGUGGUUGGACUUGUCGAACGCUUUCGUCUCUGUCCCCCAUGCUGCCAUCCGCAGCGCGCUCGUCAGAGCGGGCGUCCCAUCGGGCCUCAUAAACAUCUGGGGCUCGAUGUACGACGGUUGCACCACGCGCGUCCGUGCCGUUGACGGUUUCACCGCGCCCAUUCCCAUUCGCUCGGGCGUGCGACAGGGGUGUCCGUUAUCCCCGAUUAUUUUCGAUCUCGUCAUCGACUCGGUGGUCCGCGCGGCCGCCGAGCUCACUGACGUCGGGUACGAUAUUCUCGGACAAACUUUUAAUAUUCUCGCGUACGCCGACGAUCUGGCGCUUAUCGCGCGCACGCCCGAGGGAAUGAGGCAGCUGCUGACUGCCGUGGAGCUCGAAGCAGGGAGGGUGGGAUUGCACUUUAACCCUGCCAAGUGCGCCUCAUUGCACAUUACCACGGGGCGCAUUGGCAGGGUCCUGCCCACCGUAUUCGAGAUUGAGGGUCGACCCAUGCCGACCCUGGCGGAGGGGGAGCCUUAUCGCCACUUGGGUGUUCCCACGGGAUUCUCGGUCGACCAAACACCCCUCACUACCAUCGAGGGCGUGUUGAAGGACAUCUGGGCGGUUGACGCGUCCCUCCUAGCCCCGUGGCAGCGGGUGGAGGUCCUGGCGGCGUUUAUCCUGCCGAGGUUGGACUUCCUGCUGCGGGGCGCCGCUGUCGAGAAGCGUCCCCUGAGGGCCGUCGAUCUCCAUGUUCGGAGGAUCGUCAAGUCCUGGCUCAACCUGCCGCAGCGCGCGAGUGCGGAGGUGGUCUACCUCCCUCCCAGCAGGGGGGGCUGUGGACUGCUUCCGCUCUCCGAUCUCGCCGACGUGCUGACCAUCGCUCACGCGUUCCGUCUGCUGACGGCGAGUGACGCGGUGGUUAGCGGGCUGGCGUGGGGGUCGCUGCGGGGGGUUGUGGCGAGAAGGAUCGGCCACGCCCCUAGUGACGAGGAAAUCGCCAGCUUUCUCUCGGGCUCGCUCGAGGGUAGGCUGAGGGGCGGAGGGGAGGCCUCGCUAUGGUCGAGGGCGCGAAACGCUGCCCGGAGACAGGCCAAUCGGGCAGCCGUCCGUUGGCGCUGGUCCGAGGUCACUGGGGAAAUGAUCGUGGAAUGCCGUGGCCCAGGAGAGCGAAUCGUGAGGGUCCCUGGAAGCGCCCGCGCCCAGGUGAUCCAUCGCUUGCGCUCGGCUGUGAUGGAGUAUUGCGCGGGAACGCUCCUGCGUAAGCCUGACCAGGGGAAGGUGUUCGAGGUGUCGUCGCGCGUGCCGGUGAGCAAUCACUUCAUGCGCGGCGGCUCGUUCACCCGCUUCGCGGACUGGCGGUUCGUCCAUCGGGCCCGCCUCGACGUGCUCCCCCUUAACGGGGCCCGUCGAUGGGGGACCGUGGACGAGAGGUGCCGUCGGUGCGGGAGGACAGCCGAGACCCUUCCCCACGUCAUCGGUCAUUGCGGCGUGCACGCCGCUGCCAUACAGCUGAGACACGACGCGGUUCUGCACCGCCUCCGUAGGGCUUGCCGUCUGCCGGGUGAGGUGAGGGUCAAUCAGCGGGUGGAGGGCGUCGACGGGGAGCUUGAGGGGUUACGGUCGGAUCUCGUUGUCCGGCACGAGCCCUCCAAGAGUGUCGUUAUAUGCGACGUGACGGUGGCGUUUGAGAACCGUUUGGUGGCGUUCGAGGAAGCAAGGGGGCGUAAAGUUGCCAGGUAUACCCCCCUUGCGGAGGCGCUACGGGCUCAGGGCUACCGUGUGGUCGUGACGGCCCUCGUCGUCGGUGCCCUCGGCUCCUGGUGUCCGAGGAAUGACGCGGUGCUGAGACUGUUGCGCGUUGGCAGCAAAUACGGGUCCAUGAUGCGCCGGCUCAUCGUCUCGGACACUAUACGCUGGUCUAGGGACAUCUAUGUGGAGCACGUGUCCGGAGUUCGUCAGUACCCUGCUCCGCCGCGACCUUCCGGGGAUGGGGGUCCUUUGGUGUCGCCUCCUCAAGCAAUUGGCCGGCGUUAUCCCGACGGCUUGUUGGCACCGCGCGAACCGGAUGUGAAUGUCGCGUAA